Messenger RNA from Elephantulus edwardii (Cape elephant shrew), 2697 nucleotides. It is a transcript of the gene CFAP58, whose product is annotated as coiled-coil domain containing 147. Lineage: Eukaryota; Metazoa; Chordata; Mammalia; Macroscelidea; Macroscelididae. The transcript has 18 exons. The record is from RefSeq and is a predicted model, not a curated record. The coding region runs from base 76 to 2697 and encodes 873 amino acids. Gene Ontology annotation, cellular component: cytoskeleton.
CUUCUCCACACUCCGGCCCAGUUUCUGCGAUCUCCACAGCAGCUCUGAGGCCGCCCUCAGGCAGAAAGCAUCAGGAUGGCCGAGGAAAAGAAUGAAAAGCUUGUUCUGGAGGAAACUGCUUUUGAAGAAAUUGAAAGGGAUUUUCGUGAAGUUCUCAGUGAACUUUCGGGGGACAGGAGUCUGGAUAAAUUCAGGACUGAAUAUGAGAAGCUUCAUGCUGUCAUGAAGAGGUCUUAUGACAAUGAGAAGUGUCUGAUAGCCAAAUGCAGAGAACUAAAUGCGGAGAUUGUGGUGAAUUCCGCGAAGGUCGCCACUGCCCUGAAGCUCUCUCAGGAUGACCAGGCCACCAUUGCAUCCCUGAAGAAGGAAAUUGAAAAGGCCUGGAAGAUGGUGGACUUAGCCUAUGAUAAGGAACAGAAGGCAACAGAGACAAUUCUUGCACUGAAGGAGGAAAUAGUGAACUUGACCAAGCUAGUUGAGCAAGGAUCCGGACUGUCACUGGACCAGGAUAACAAUAUCCGAGAUUUACUGAAGUUCAAAGAAGAAGUAACCAAGGAGCGGGACCAGCUCUUGACAGAAGUGGUGAAGUUACGAGAGUCCUUAGCUCAGCACAGCGAAAAACAGCAAGAUGCUGAGCGGUCAAGGGAGGAGGCGGAACAAACCAUCAAUCAGUUCCAACAAGAGAUCCAACUACGCCAGAACGAAGCAUCGCGAGAGUCUCGGAAGAAGGAAAAGCUGGAGAAAGAGCUGAAGCAGAUUCAGACGGACAUGGACACCAAGCAGUCGGAGAUCAGGGCCCUGCAGCAGUACGUGCAGAAGAGCAAGGAGGAGCUGCAGAAACUCGAGCAGCAGCUCAAGGAGCAGAAGAUCCUGAAUGAGAGAGCUGCAAAGGAACUGGAGCAGUUUCAGAUGAGAAAUGCGAAACUUCAGCAAGAGAAUGAACAGCACAGCUUGGCCUGUGAGCAGUUAUCCCAGGAAAACCAGCAAAAGGCCCUGGAGCUCAAAGCCAAAGAAGAAGAAAUCCAUCAGAUGCGCGCUGACAUCGGGAAGCUCAACAAAGUAAGAGAGCAGAUCCAUAAGAAGCUGCACCAGAUUGAAGAUCAAAAGGGAGAAGCUGAACAGCAAAAGGAAACCCUAAAAAAUCAGAUUAUUGGAUUAGAGAGAGAGGUGGAGGCAUCAAAGAAACAGGCUGAACUUGAUAAGAAAGCCAUGGAUGAGCUUCUGAGAGAAAGGGACAUACUAAAUAAGAAUAUGCUCAAGGCGGUCAGCGCGACCCAGAAGCAGAUAGACCUGGUGAAGCUCCACGAACAAGCCAAGAGAAACCUGGAGGAGGAAAUUCAGAAUUACAAGGAAGAGGCUCAGAAGCAGAGAAAGAUCAUCUUCCAGCUGGAAAAGGAACGAGAUCGCUACAUCAAUGAAGCCAGUGAGCUCACCCAGAAGGUUCUCAUGAGCAUGGAAGACAUAAAAGUCCGUGAAAUGCAGAUUUUUGACUACAGGAAAAAAAUAGCUGAAUCAGAGACGAAAUUAAAGCAGCAGCAGAACUUAUAUGAAGCUGUGAGGUCAGACAGGAACCUGUAUAGCAAAAAUCUGGUUGAGGCUCAGGAUGAAAUAACAGAAAUGAAGAGGAAAUUGAAGAUUAUGACCCAUCAAGUAGAUCAGUUGAAAGAAGAAAUAUCAACCAAAGAGUCAGCGCUGGUGAAGCUACAUCUGGAACAGCAGCGAAUAGAAAAGGAGAAGGAGACAUUAAAGGCAGAGCUACAGAAGCUGAGACAACAAGCCCUGGAGACCAAACACUUCAUUGAAAAGCAAGAGGCAGAAGAGAGAAAACUCCUGCGAAUCAUUGCUGAGGCCGAUGGGGAGAGGCUGAGACAGAAGAAAGAAUUAGACCAGGUGGUCAGCGAGAGAGAUAUCUUGGGGUCUCAGCUGGUUCGGCGCAAUGACGAGCUGGCUUUGCUCUACGAGAAGAUCAAGAUCCAGCAGUCGGUGCUGAACAAGGUGGAGAGCCAGUACAACCAGAGGAUGGUGGACAUGAGGCUGCUCAAACUCGAGAUCAAGAAGCUGCGCCGGGAGAAGGAGAUCCUAGCCAGGAGCGUGGCCAAUGUGGAGGAACUCAGGCAGGAGCUUUAUCACAUGCAAAGGGAAUUCCUGAAGGAGAGGACCCGGUGCCGAGCCUUGGAGGAGGAACUGGAAAACCCCAUGAACGUGCACAGAUGGAGGAAGCUUGAGGCCAGUGACCCCAGUACCUAUGAGCUGAUACAGAAAAUCCACGCCCUGCAAAAGCGUCUCAUCAGCAAGACUGAGGAGGUGGUGGAAAAAGAGCUGCUUCUUCAGGAAAAAGAGAAACUGUAUGUGGAACUAAAGUACAUCUUGGCCCGACAGCCUGGCCCAGAGGCUGCAGAACAGCUCCACAUCUACCGGCACACGCUGAAGGAAAAGACCAAGCAGCUUAAAGUUUUGUCUUCAGAGUUGAAUAUGUAUGAAUCACAGAGCCAAGAAUAUAAGUAUGAGAUCGAGAGACUCUCCAAUGAACUGCUGAAUAUAAAGAAGAAAUACCUCGCUCAGAAACGAAAAGAACAAUUCCAGAAAAACAAGGACAGAAUACCCCCGGAAGAUACUUUCUCUGUUGCCAAACCAUCCAUCCCUCGUUUCACUGGGGGCGGAUUUCCUCUCAGCAAGCCCACCAAGGUCAAGUCCUAA